AUUAAUGCACUGUUGGAGGACCUCGGACUUGGACAAGUUAAACACACUCGUGUCCAUGAUCUCACAGAAUCUGAGAAAAGACGAUUAAACGUAGCUUGUCGACUUAUGUUAGACACCGAUAUAGUGUUGUUGGACCAACCUACGAAAGGAAUGGACAUUUUUGACUCUUUCUUCUUAGUGGAAUAUCUUCGUCAGUGGGCCAGUAGAGGGCGCAUUGUCAUCCUUACCAUCCAUCCCCCAACUUAUGAGAUAUUUACUAUGAUUUCAAGGGUUGCUCUAGUUUCAACGGGAAGGAUGCUGUAUCAUGGCAAGAGAAGAGACAUGCUUCCCUAUUUUGCUUACAUAGACCUUCCCUGCCCGGCUUACAAGAACCCGUCUGAUUAUUACUUGGACUUAGUGACAUUGGACAAUUUGUCGCCGGAAGCCAUGUUGGAAUCGAGCCAACGUAUUGAAAAUCUUAUGGAGAUAUUUCGUCGCCGCCAGGAGGCGCUUUCAGAUCCUGGUCCGCCAGCUAUGCCACCACCUACCGUUAAGCGAGCCAACUUUUUCACGCAGGUUUUAGCUCUGUGGAUACGUGUAUUAAUUUAUAUGUUUCCAUACAACAUCCUCCAUUUUGUUUCGGACGUUUUCCUCUCCUCCUUGAUGUCAGUCCUAGUUGGAGUGAUUUAUUGGAAAGUUAGAGGUGGACUCGAACAAGAGUUCGUGCUGGACAGGAUCGGUGUAUAUUACGUCAUAAUGGGCGUAGCUUUGCUGCCAAUGAUGUUGAACUACGUUACGGAUGUGUGGAGAGAUAAAGCCUCAGUGUCACGUGACUUUCGAGAUGGGCUGUAUUCCCGCUUAGCCUAUAUUAUGUCAAAGGUAACUUAUAGUUUGCCCCCAGCAGCAGCAGUGUGUCUUUCUUACAUCGUUCCUGUUUACUCUAUAGCUGGACUGGACACGGACGCAAGAGUGAACUCCUUUGGUGUAUAUAUUGCGUAUAAUUUGCUUUAUUUACUGACCAUACGCAUGCUCUUUAUGGCUCUGGGAUGGAUGUUCUCGUCGCGCCAUCUAGCGGCGGGCCUGGCUGGCAUUAUCCUAACUUUGUGCGCAACUACUGCCGGAUACACGGUGCAUUUUACCGACUUAUCACUGGUGCUGUCCUGGUUCCAGUGGGUAUCGCCCAUGCGCUGGAUGAUGGAACAGAUCGUCAGAUGGGAGUUCACUGGAAAGAAUAAUGAGAUAGGAAACAUUACGAAAUACUACUGCACUCGUAAUCCUGUUAUCCAACAGGAAAACGGCAUUUUGGUGAAAGCAGACUGUGGGAUACUGAGUGACGCUCACGCACUGCGCUUACACCAAUAUCGCACAACAUGGCCGCUUUACCAGCCAAUCAUCGUAACUCUAGCCUUUCAUCUAGCCUGGUUUCUGAUUGGAUUGUUUGCAUUUUUUGUCUUUAACCAACAGCCAAAACAACCCCGCAAGCGAACGGCCAACUAACGUCAACCAAACCAUGUUUAACUUAAUUUUAGGUGUCAAUGUUCUUGUUGGAUGUAACGAGGUGCUGUCUCUUAGUCGUACCUUCCACUGUUUUGUGUUAAAAGAUUUUACUGUCAAAAUUAAGUCAUAAUCUUGUAGUGUUCUUAUAAAAUAUAACAGGAAUACUUAUGGAAGAGCAAAAAAAACACUAUCACCUUUAGACACAAAGAAUCAACGACAAGCAGAAACCAGGACACUAUUAACGGUGUUUAUCAGAUAUCAAGAUGACACCUAUUCUAGUGUUAAAAUAUAAUAUUUACAACGUAUUCAGUGGAAUGUUGUUUUAAAUUAAAGACAACCUAAAAGGUAAUUAUGACUUAAUCGGUAACUUUAGUGUCUUUUAUCGGUAUGUUUGACGUAAUUGACAGUUAUUGGUAUUGGUGUACUGGGACUUAAUGCGUAACCGAAGUGUCUAGAAGUGGUACGUUUGAUCUAAUUGACAGUUAUUGGUAUUGGUGUACCGGGACUUAAUGGGUAACUGAAGUGUCUAGUAGUGGUAUGUUUGAUCUAACGGACAGUUAAUGGUAUUAGUGUACUGUGAUUUAAUGGGUAACUGAAGUGUCUAGUAGUGGUAUGUUUGAUCUAAUAGACAGUUAAUGGCAUUAGUGUGCUGUGAUUUAAUGGGUAACUGAAGUGUCUAGUAGUGGUAUGUUUGAUCUAAUGGACAGUUAAUGGUAUUAGUGUACUGUGAUUUAAUGGGUAACUGAAGUGUCUAGUAGUGGUAUGUUUGAUCUAAUGGACAGUUAAUAGUAUUAGUGUACUGUGAUUUAAUGGGUAACUGAAGUGUCUAGUAGUGGUAUGUUUGAUCUCAUGGACAGUUAUUGGUAUUAGUGUACUGUGAUUUAAUGGGUAACUGAAGUGUCUAGUAGUGGUGUGU
Molecule: messenger RNA, 2392 nt
Organism: Limulus polyphemus (Atlantic horseshoe crab)
Lineage: Eukaryota; Metazoa; Arthropoda; Merostomata; Xiphosura; Limulidae
Product: ATP-binding cassette sub-family G member 8-like
Exons: 7
Cellular component (GO): plasma membrane
Molecular function (GO): ABC-type transporter activity
Source: RefSeq, a predicted model, not a curated record